CACCCUGGGGAAAACCCGAUUCCAGGAAAUAGCAUUUCUCUUUAUUUUCUGUGAUUUUUCCGGUGAUUGAAAGGAAGGUACCAGAAAUUACCAAUCCCUCGACUUUGUUGGCUUUACAAGGAAGCUGCUUUAGGUGGAGUAGAGAUGACAUUUCCGUGCUAGUUACUUUCUCAGUACAAAGAUGUCGCUGAAGUACACCGAAGCUGAUGUUGAUGAACUAAAUGACUUAUUGUCUGCAAUGAGCUUAUGUGAUGAUAAUGGUAUAGAUUUUGGAGAUCUUGAGACAUUGGGAGAAUUUAAGAAGUUACUGAAAGAUCGUAAGAGAGCUUGUGGGAAAGAUGAUCGAACCAAGAAGCAGGAUCGAUUCCGUCAGAUCACCCAAGCUGACGCCGAGCAGAGACGACAACUUGGUGAAGUAUACAGUGCGUUACUCGAGUUCUUCAAACUCGAGGGAUGUGAUGAAAAGGUGGAAGAAAAUAUCAAUAACCAGAUCCGCAAUUGUAAAGAGCAGAUUGUGGAGCAUGACUUCAAGUUAAGGAACGAUGGCUGCCCUAUAUUGGUCACUGGUGAGACAGGGGCUGGUAAAAGUAGCUUCCUGAACCUCCUCCUCGGCAGUGACAUCCUUCCUGUUGAUCAUGCCCUGAGCGCCACAUCCACCAUCUGUGAGCUACACAACAGUGAGAAAACAGAGGCAGAAAUCUAUUACGGGGAGAAACACCCGAACAAGAAGGAAGAUAAAAACUUUGAGACAGUAACACUUCCCAGGGAUGACCUUCCUGAAGUUCAGAAGAAAUUGAAAGAGUUUGCCAACAUUGAGGACCGAGAGAAAGAUGUCAACAAGUUUGAUCUUAUUAGGAUCCAUUGGCCAAUUCCGAUGCUGCAGGGCAAUGUGUAUCUGGUGGAUAGCCCUGGAGUUGGUGAGAGUAAAGAAAUGAACAAGAAAGUCCUGCAGUAUUUGCCAAAAGCUGCUGCCUUCAUCUACAUUGUCAACAGUAGUGUCAAUGGUGGGGGCAUCUCAGAGAAUCGGAUUGAGCUCAUCCUAAAGCAGAUCACAUCAAACACGAGCGAAGGACAGCUUCAAGUCUUCAACCCGCAGUCGGCCAUUUUUAUUUUCAACAAGUGGGACGAGGUCCCUGACGCAUCGAAAGAAGAAUUAAAGAAACGCAACAUCGAGAAGUUGAAGAAGAUGUGGAGUGGAUUAGAUGAAAAGAAACAAAUCUAUUAUCUCUCGGUUAAACAGGCCAGACGUCUUUUACAAAUGGAAGCUGGCGAGACAGAUGAUUAUAAGCUUUUACUGGAUAGCAUCUAUGGCUUCAUGGAGAUGGGACUGAAUAUCUGUAUUAGGAACCAUCAGAGGUGGCUUGAGUAUGUCCAUGGUAGGAUCACCAACACGAUCCAGACGAGAGUCACCAAUGCUAAGCGUAGUAAUGAAGAGAGACUGAAGAUAGCCAAUCAUAUAAAACACAAGCUUUCACGAUUACUGAAUGAAUCCAAAAAAAUCAUAGAAGACUUGCAGGAGCUACUUGAAAAGAAGACUGUGAAAAUUGUGACGAAACUUGCGGAGAAUCUCCGGCUUAAAAAAACCAUGGAGAGAAUAGCACGCCAUUGCUGUGAACAGGAAAUACCCGAUGAAGAGGACAUGGAGAAGAAUCGGUUCAUUUGUAAGGACUUGAUUCGCGAGGCUUUGUUUAAAGAAGUCGCAGACUGGGAAUCAGAGCACAGAAUAUUUGAGACGACGAAGAAAAAUUUGUUUGGAGCAUUCCGCAAGAAGUUUGCACAUGUUGAGAAUGAGCUCCAGCGAAUUGAGAGACUGAUGCAGGGUGCUGGGUCGCUGCCUCAGACAUCAGCUUCCGGUGGGUUAAUGGAGGAUGUCCCAGAAGACGGGGCACUAUUCUCUGCUGCAGAAAAACUAGUUCUAGGAUUGACCUCACCAAUUUGGCUACCAUUGGCAAUCAUCGCAUCAGCCAUUGCCCUGCCAAUCAUGGGUUCAUUGGCAAUACGGGAUAAAAUCCAACACGAUCGCAAAUUACUGGCUUAUCGAAAGGAUAAGUACAAGUACGUCUUCCAGUGGACCAAACAGGUGAUUGAUGCCCUGAAGGAUGAGGACAUCAAGAAGACAUUCGUCGAAAACCAGCUUUCUGGUCUAUCGGAUUACAUUAUGAAGUUUGAGAGUAUUAUUCCAGAACUUGUUGAAGCGGACAAGAAACUUAUCGAGGAUGUUGAAGGGGAUAUCACAGCCACCAAGGAUAUACUGAAAAAGUACAGCCCUCUAUUGGAGCAGGUUAACACUAGUCAUGGCUUCCUUCAGCUGUUUAGAUUCAGGAACUUGCUGAGUGACGACCCAGAUGUUUUCAGUGAGGCAGACAUUGAACGAAAACACAUCAUCGGGACAGGUAGUUUUGCUGAUGUUUGGGUGGUAAAUCUGAAGCGGGAUGAAGGUCAAGUGGAAAAGGUCGCAGCCAAGGUCAUGAAGGUCGAGCUGACUGCUGACAAUGCUAUGGAUUAUGCAUUGGAGAGGGAGACAUUGAUCAACUUGCAAGAUGAAAACAUCAUCCGCUACAUCGGGACGAUCCUCGACAGCAACCAACGCCUGACACUACUGCUUGAACUCUGCAAGUGUACCCUCGCAGACAUCGUCUACACCCAGCGAGAGAAGAACCCGGGACAUCAGACAGAUCCCGAGAAACGUUCGGUUGCAUUCGAGUUCAUUGCAGAUGUCUCUCAGCAGAUUGCCAAAGGGUUGCUGUACAUUCAUCGCAAGAGCUACAUACAUCGUGACCUCAAGACAGACAAUGUCUUGCUGACGGAUAAUGGUGUUGUCAAACUUAGCGACUUGGGCCAAGCUAAGAGGGAGCGGGAUGUGACCGGUACCCAGAGAGGGACGUACUUGUACACAGACCCCGACAUCCUCCAGACUGGCCUGGCAACAAGGGAAGCUGACAUCUACAGCCUUGCCAUGGUCAUGUGGGAGCUUUGGUAUGGCCAGCGUGUUUUUUUCGACCUGCUGGAUGCAGGGAUGUCAUGGAUUGAACUUGAGGGAAAAAUCCAGAAGGACGACUACAGACCUACAUUUACAAUCAAAGGAUGUGUUCCCCCAAGUCAAGAUUGGCAGAAUUUGAUUGAAUCUUGCUGGUGUGCAAAGCCAAAAGAUCGUAAAAAUACCAAACAGGUUUAUGACGAGUUGUGCAAGUGGUCAAAAAGAGAAUACGUCCUGCAGAUGGUAGUAGAGGCAGAAGUUGAUGAGCCAUUGCCAAAUGAUGGGCAGGUGAUGAUGCCCAAUGAAGAGGAGUCUUUCUACUCGUCAUACGUAAGACAACUGCGGUUGGUCAAUAGCAUUGAUUGUACACUUGACUCCAGGAGUGGUGAGGAGUCGUCACCGGGUCCGAUCAUGAGGGAGAUCAAGUACGAAAGGGUUGUAGACGAGGAGGAGAUUGCUGAAGUGUGAAAGGUUUGUUGAGGAUGCUGAGCAAUCGUACUUUAGAGUCUGGAAUGGGAGUUGUGGUAUUCUAAUACAAUGAUCAGUUGUGAGACUUCUAGUGUUUCUUCUCUAUAAUUCGCUCUAACCAGAGAAGUCGGCUAUAGAAUUAGUGCUAAAUUGUUCAGCUUUCUUUGUACAGAAAAUCGAAUCCGGGAGGGUUCAUUACGAGUAGCUUAUUGGCUGACAACGUCAUGCACAUGGACACAUUAUUAAGUUGUUGGCUUUUCAUGUCUGUUCAGCUGCCAAACUGCCAUAUUUCAAAUCUUCUGAAUAAUUUUUAUAUCUUACCCGGAACGUUAGAUUCACGCUGUUAAGAUUAGUCGACUACUUUAUAGAAAUGCAGUUUGAUAUUCUCUUGAAGGAUUCCUUACCAUUCCAUUUAUGACACUUCUUGAGUACAACAUUCAUUAUAAAAGGUGCUUUUAGACAUGGUGCUAUGAAACAAUGAUGUUAUGUAUAUGAAUACUAUUGCCGAGGAGAUUGCAAGGGUGAUGACUAAUUCCAACGAGGUUGAUUGCAGACACAUUGAGAGGGAUCUUAAGAUGAUGGUAGGCCCAUAAUCAAUGGGUGUUUCUGUACUUUGUGCAGACCUUUGGCCGUGUAUCUGCAGCACACCAAAGCUGGAACUCCGUCAACAUUUGAAUCGACCGAGACAUAUAGUUUUGAUUAUCAAUGAAAUGCAAUAAACAAAAAAGAGACACUUGUAUUAUUUAUUUUCU
Messenger RNA from Lineus longissimus, 4197 nucleotides. RefSeq lists its product as uncharacterized. The transcript is spliced from 11 exons. Gene Ontology annotation, molecular function: protein kinase activity; ATP binding. Gene Ontology annotation, biological process: protein phosphorylation. The record is from RefSeq and is a predicted model, not a curated record. Lineage: Eukaryota; Metazoa; Nemertea; Pilidiophora; Heteronemertea; Lineidae. Bases 182 to 3445 code for a protein of 1087 amino acids.